AUGACAGAUUCAAGCAAGCCAUUGACUUUGUCAAAUAAGUACAUACCAAGUGAAUAUCAUUAUCAAUUGAACAUUAAUCAUCAAAAACCAAAUUUCAAUGGUAGUGCUAGUAUUACCUUGAUUGAAAAUAAAGAUUAUAGAUCAGGAGAUGAUGAUACAGCUGGGUUUAAGUUUACUUUACAUGCAAAUAAAUUGGUCAUUAUUACUGCAAGUAUUGGAGAUAAGAAGUUGAAAGUUGAAUAUGAAAAAGAAUUACAAAGAGUUAGUUUCACCAGUGAAGAAUCCAUUUCAAUUGAUCAACCAUUGAAAAUCAAUUAUAUGGGUCAGAUUAAAACUAUAAAUACAUACAAGGAUGUAACUCAAGGUUUGUUUAAAACUAAUUUCUUAGAUAAUGAUACUGGGAAAUCCGAUAACUAUAUUUUAACUACUCAUUUUCAACCACAUGGAGCUAAACAAGUUUUCCCAAUUAUUGAUGAAUUAACUCAUAAAUCCAUGAUUAAAUUAGAUUUAACUACAUUGAAAAGAUUUCAAGUUUGUUGUAAUGGUGAAGAAAAAGAUUCUAUUUUCCAUGAAGAAAAUGAAAAUAAAACCACAAAUUUUGUUUAUGAAAGACCUAUUCAUUCAGCUAUAAUGGGAUUUCUGAUUGGUGAUUUCAAUUGGCAACUGAGUAAAAAAAUUAAAGUUAAUGAUAUUACUGAUUCUGUUAGAGUUUAUGCACCAAAUGGAGAUUUAUCUAAAACUAAUCUUGCAUUAUCUAUAAUUGAAGAAUAUUUACCUAAAAUUGAAAAAAUUUUUGGUCCUUAUCCAUUGAAUCAUGUUUAUUUCAUGGGAGUUCCAUUUUUAAAAGAUGGAGUUAUGGAAAAUUGGUCAAUGAUAAAUGUUAUUGCCCCAAAUUUAUUGAUUGAUGAUAAUGCAGUUACUAAACAAUUUAAAUCUCAAUUGACUGAAUUAAUUGUUCAUGAAUUGGUACAUCAAUGGAUUGGUAAUUGGGUAUCAUUUGAUAAUUGGAAUUUCUUGUGGUUUAAUGAAUCUUUUGCUACUUGGGCUGCAAGAAAAUUUAUUGGUAUACCUUUUAAUUAUGAUAAUUUCUUAACUAUUGAUUGUUUUUUCGACGGGGAUUUCAAGAUUGGAAGUAUUCAUGAUUAUAUGCAAAAAGUCAAUGCAGGAUUGAAUGCAACCACAGAAACUAUUUUCAAUACUGAAAUGUAUGAAAAGGGUAUGAUUUUAUUAAACAUGAUUGAUGGAAUUUUUGAAGCUGAAGGUAAAGAUAUGUUGUCUAGUUUCAAGAUUAUAAUUGACAAAUUUCAAGGUAAAGCUAUUAAAGUUUUUGAUAUUUGGCAAGAAUUGAAUGAACAAGUUUCUGUUGAUUUACCAAGUUUUGUUUAUUCUUGGGUUAGAAGUAAAGGAUAUCCUAUUUUACAAGUUUCUCACAAAGGUGAAAAGAUUUUAAUUGAACAACAUGCUUAUUUCCUGAAUUUAACUGUUGAACAAGCUCAAAUCGAAGAUAUUCCAUAUCAUGUUCCAUUGUUUGUUAAAGCUGAAAAUGAAAAGGGUGAAAUUAAAAUCUUGAAUUUAAUCAUGACUGAUCGUUCACUUGAAUUGGAUAUUUCUAAACUUGUUUGCAUUAAUUCUGGUCACAAGGGUUAUUAUAGAGUAUUAUAUGAUAGAAUUGAUAAUUUAUCAUUGAUGGAUACAACAGAUAUUAUUAUGAUUAUUUCUGAUCUUGGUAGCGUUUUAGGAUCACCGGUUUCUACUUCAAGAGAUUUAUGUAAUUUUAUUAAAUUAUAUGAUAAUUUGUUGAGUAUUUCAUGGGAUUGGUCAAUUUGGGAAUGUGCGUUAGGUUAUUUAGAACCAAUUAUUGAUAUCUUGCGUCAUUUCACUGAUUUCACCAAAUUUGAACAAUGGGUUAAUAAAUUUUCCAACAAAUUAUUUCAACAAUUAAAAUGGGAUUAUGAUAUUCCAGUUAGAUACAAUUCAUUAGAAUGGAAAGUUAGAUCAUCUAUUUUACAGUUAAACAUUGCCAAUAAAGAAGCAUAUACUGUUUGUCACAAGUAUUAUCAAAAUUUCAUGAAUUCAGGUAUCAACAAGAAAUUUACUCCAAGAGAAUUAUUACCAUCAGUGAUGAAUGUUUCCAUGUCCAAAGGUUCCAUGAAAGAAUACAAGAGAGUAUUGGAGUUGGUUAAAAAUUCCAAUGUUUCACUUUUAAAUCAAACCAAUGCUGGUCAACAAGAAUUACAAACAAUGAGUUUAACUAGUUUAUCAUUUGUUAGUGAACGUGAAUUGGUUAACAAGACUUUAAAUUUUAUUAAUAAUAAUAUUGAUUCUAAAUUAAUUGAAUUGGGAUUAAUUGGAUUUACAUAUUCCAAUAAACAUAAUGAAGUUGUUUUCAAUUGGUUUAAAUUGAAUUAUGACAAUUGGAUUAUGAGAUCAUUACGUAAAGGAAGUGAUUGGUCAAAACAAAUUGGUAUUACUGUUAAGAAUAUUGUUAAAAUCAUGCUUAAGAUCAUGUCUAAUAAUAAAGAAAAUAAAUUUAAAAUGGAUGAAUUUGUUGAAAUCAAAAGUAAAACAUUACCUGAACAUGGAUUAAAAAACUUAGUUGAUACUUGGGAAUUGGAAAGUGAAGAAUGUUUCAAAAUUGCUUCGUUUUAUGAUGGAUUGUGUGAUGAGAUAUAA
Messenger RNA from Candida tropicalis MYA-3404, 2673 nucleotides. RefSeq lists its product as uncharacterized. The record is from RefSeq and is a predicted model, not a curated record. The coding region runs from base 1 to 2673 and encodes 890 amino acids. The transcript has a single exon. Gene Ontology annotation, biological process: peptide catabolic process; proteolysis. NCBI's taxonomy places the organism in Eukaryota, Fungi, Ascomycota, Pichiomycetes, Serinales, Debaryomycetaceae. Gene Ontology annotation, cellular component: cytoplasm. Gene Ontology annotation, molecular function: zinc ion binding; peptide binding; metalloaminopeptidase activity.